Messenger RNA from Hyaloscypha bicolor E, 303 nucleotides. RefSeq lists its product as uncharacterized. Gene Ontology annotation, molecular function: protein dimerization activity. The transcript has a single exon. The annotation marks the transcript as partial. NCBI's taxonomy places the organism in Eukaryota, Fungi, Ascomycota, Leotiomycetes, Helotiales, Hyaloscyphaceae. The record is from RefSeq and is a predicted model, not a curated record.
UUAGACUAUUGGAAGUCUAAUGCCGCUAGAUUCCCUGUAUUAGCUUUAAUAGCUAGGAAAUAUUUAGGAAUUCCGGCUUCCUCGGUAGCUAGUAAGAGGUUUUUUUCUCAGGGUGCUCUUAUUAUGUCUAAACUACGUAAUAGACUUAAUAAGAGUACCUUUGAGAUAAUAUCUUGCUUAAAAAGCUGGGGGUUAUUUCAAGAUGAAUUAGAAGAGGCUAAAAAAGAAGAGAAAAGGAGUGAGAAAAAGGAGAAAAACCAAGAUUCUGGGAAGGAUAAUCAGUUUAUUAUUAUAGAAAAUUGA